Messenger RNA from Staurois parvus, 752 nucleotides. The record is from the annotation of a GenBank genome assembly. Lineage: Eukaryota; Metazoa; Chordata; Amphibia; Anura; Ranidae.
UUCAUCUCUGGGUCUGAGGAGGCGCAGGAGGUGGUCUCAGUGAUGGAACAGUAUGCCGAGGCGUCUGGCUCCAAGGUCAACCAGGACAAAUGUGAAGUUCUCUGGAUGGGUAGAGAGGGUGAGAGUUUCUCGCUCCCAGACACCUUCCCGGUGCCCCAGCCAAGCAUAAAAAAAAUUUUGGGCAUCAAUUUUGGCCAUGCCGAUUAUGGCAAGCUAAACUGGGAAGCCAAGUUGUCUGAUGCAGAGGUCAAGGUCAGAUGCUGGAAGGGGUGGCGGCUCUCCUUAAGGGAAAGGGUUGAUCUGAUCAAGACUUUCCUGAUUCCGGUAUUUCUGUAUGUCAGUUACAUCUGUCUCUUGCCAGAAUCACUCUAUACGAGGGUUUACAACUGUUUCUUCCAGAUGUUAUGGGGAAAUAGGCUAAACCUUGUUAAGCGGAACCUAACUUAUUCAUCCAGGGGGGAGGGUGGCCUAGGUAUGGUCAACCCAGUAGUUUUUUUUUUUUUUUUUUUCUCGCUGAUGUUCUUGAAACAUAACUUUGGUAGCAUGUUGGCAGAGAGAACGUCUGUAUGGGUAGGACUUUCUCGUGCCUGGUUUGGACCCUUUCUGAACAGUUGGGAGAGUGGCGGGCCAGUGAGAAGCCUGCGGGUCAAGCACGGAAACUCCUGAGUGAGAGGAUUGUGGCUACCGCUUUCCAUGUGCCAUUGGCCCUGAAAGAUUACCCAGGCCAUAUCAUGAGGGAGGGUUUGCGUUUA